UGAUGACCUAAUUUUAAAAACAGAAUUCCUUAUCACGACAUCGCUGCUUUUUGUAUCGUUCCUUUCCAGCACUGGUUGAUGCAGCCCUGUUUAAUCGUCACUGCUUUUCAGAGAUGUGGCAGCACUAGGAGAGUAGCCAUUUUUCUUUCUUUUUCCCCAGACUUACGACCGCGUGGACGUCGAUAUAUUAAAAGGGAUAUUUACGCAGCAAAAUGACGAACUCUAAAGGUUACCGCCGAGGCACCCGGGACAUGUUCUCUCGUCCCUUUCGCAAGCAUGGUGUUAUUCCCUUGUCCACGUACAUGCGCGUUUUUAAGAUAGGAGACAUCGUCGACAUUAAAGGACAUGGUGCCGUUCAAAAGGGCCUUCCUUACAAGGCUUAUCAUGGCAAGACUGGUCGUAUCUUCAAUGUGACUCAACACGCUGUUGGAGUUAUUGUAAACAAACGGGUGCGCGGAAAGAUCCUAGCUAAGCGUGUUAACGUGCGCAUUGAGCACAUCCACCACUCCAAGUGCCGGGAGGACUUUCUUCGUCGUGUCAAGGAGAACGAGCGCUUGUUAAAGGAAGCUAAGGAGAAGGGCCAGUGGGUUACUUUGAAGCGGCAGCCGGAGCAACCAAAAAAGGCACAUUUCGUUAAAAAGUUGGAGGAGCCUAUCGCUCUGGCUCCGAUUCCAUACGAGUUUAUUGCCUAAGUGUUUUGAAAACGAUUUGAUAACUUUGUAACUGUGUAUAGCUCGUCUUUCAUUAUGAAAUGAAUUAAGUUUUUACACAAAAGGCA
Molecule: messenger RNA, 778 nt
Organism: Drosophila ananassae
Lineage: Eukaryota; Metazoa; Arthropoda; Insecta; Diptera; Drosophilidae
Gene: RpL21
Product: 60S ribosomal protein L21
Exons: 3
Coding region: 213-692 (159 amino acids)
Biological process (GO): translation
Cellular component (GO): ribosome; cytosolic large ribosomal subunit
Molecular function (GO): structural constituent of ribosome
Source: RefSeq, a predicted model, not a curated record